CCUGCCAGAGUUUGACCGUUAGUGUGUCACCAAAGCCAGUAAAGGAGGUGUGCUUGCUGCUGCAGUGCGGGGUCGUUUUCCUACUAAACCUAGCUAACGAAAUUCACAAUAGAAACCUAACCGACGGUGGUUCAGUAACGAUGGCUGACGGAGACAACAAAAGCGCAAAUAUCCUAGCUCAGGAAACGGCCCAACUGGAGGAGCAGCUGCAGGGCUGGGGUGAGGUGAUCCUGGCCGGGGAUCGCGUUGUGCGCUGGGAGAAACCUUGGUUCCCUGGAGCCCUGAUGGCUGCCACCACCGUGCUCUUUCUGCUGAUUUACUACCUGGACCCAUCAGUGCUGACUGGGCUCUCCUGCGCUGUCAUGUUGCUCUGCCUAGCAGACUACCUGGUACCCACACUCGCACCCAGAGUCUUCGGCUCUAAUAAGUGGACGACCGAGCAGCAGCAGCGUUUCCACGAGAUCUGCGGUAACCUGGUGAAGACCCAGCGUCGGAUCGUGGGCUGGUGGAAGCGUCUCUGCGCCCUCAAGGAGGAGAAGCCCAAAAUGUACUUUGCCUCAGUGAUCGGCAGCUUGCUGGUAGUGGCCUGGAUCGGACAGCAGGUGCACAACCUCUUCCUCACCUACCUGAUUGUGAACUUCCUGCUGCUGCUGCCUGGCCUGAACCAGCACGGUGUCAUCACAAAGUACGCAUCCAUGGCCAAGAGGGAGAUCAACAAACUGCUCAAACAGAAGGAGAAGAAGAACGAGUAGACGGAAGUGUGAAGAGGAAAUCUCUGAAAGAUGAACCAUGACAAAAUGGAGGGGGAAGGAAGUUGAUUGAAGAAAAGAGAGCAAAAAAGUAAAGAAAAAAAAAGCGCCUCCUGGUCUCUGCCACAGAGCAAGACACCCCUUUUUCACACAUUGGAUAAGUUUAAUUUCUCUUCCAUUUGAUGUUCGAAUCUCACAUCACCCACUAGUUUAUUUUUUUAUUUUGAAUUUAUCUGCCAUGCAUGCAGCCACCACGUGAAGGUUAUCUGAUAUGUCACUUGUUAAUACACAGCACUGAAAGGCUCAACAACACCCACGCUCCCCUGCCCCAUACACAAAUUCAAAACCUUCCUUCUGUUCAGGUGUGCUUCAUUUUAAGAUGUCAGUAAUGCUUUUAAGCCAUUCCCUCUACUUAGACAAAGUGACUACUGAGCAGUUUUUGUAGCAUUACUGCAUCCUUUUAACCUCAAGAUUCCUCACAGUAUUGUUUUUUUAUUUUUCC
Perca flavescens (yellow perch) is the source of this 1251-nucleotide messenger RNA. RefSeq names its product ARL6 interacting reticulophagy regulator 1 (gene arl6ip1). The coding region runs from base 141 to 752 and encodes 203 amino acids. Lineage: Eukaryota; Metazoa; Chordata; Actinopteri; Perciformes; Percidae. The record is from RefSeq and is a predicted model, not a curated record. The transcript has 6 exons. Gene Ontology annotation, cellular component: membrane; Sec61 translocon complex. Gene Ontology annotation, biological process: cotranslational protein targeting to membrane.